AAUCGGUAUUACGCGCGCAGUUUUAAGAUGAGCACCGUAGACGAAACGUGGAGAAUGUUAUUUCCAAUAUGUAUCAACAUGGUAAUGUCUGUGAUCGCGUUUGGCUCGACCAUGUAUCUAAUUCCCAGAGCAAAAGCCGUGUUCGUCAAAGCUAACCUCUAUGGCAUCGACAUGAGUAAAAGGAGCAAUGAAAAGGUGCCAGAGGCAAUGGGUGUUUUUACUGGAUGCGCAUUCCUUGUAACAAUGUUUUUGUUCAUCCCUAUACCAUUUACAGAUUAUAUAUUGAAGAAUGAAAACUUCCCACAUGACAAGUUUGUUGAAUUCUUGGCAGCAUUAUUAUCCAUAUGUUGCAUGCUACUGUUGGGUUUUGCUGAUGAUGUUUUGGAUCUUCGUUGGCGAUAUAAGUUACUUCUACCCACUGUAGCAUCCUUGCCACUAUUAAUGGUUUAUUAUGUUAACUUCAAUUCCACAAUAAUCAUUGUACCAAAACCACUAAGACAAUGGUUUGGCUUUUCAUUGAAUUUAUGGAUAUUUUAUUAUGUAUAUAUGGGAAUGCUGGCAGUGUUUUGUACAAACGCUAUAAACAUAUUAGCUGGGAUAAACGGCCUGGAGGUUGGGCAGAGCUUAAUAAUUGCUACGAGUAUUCUCAUCUUCAACGUUAUAGAAUUAUUUGGCAGUCAGUGGAAGGCACAUCAGUUUUCAACGUACUUUAUGCUGCCAUACAUAGCUACCUCUCUUGCAUUGUUCAAAUUCAACUGGUACCCAUCGGAGGUUUUCGUGGGUGAUACAUUUUGCUAUAUAUCGGGGAUGACUUUUGCCGUCGUUGGUAUUAUAGGCCACUUUAGUAAAACUACUUUGCUUUUCUUCAUUCCACAAAUCAUUAAUUUUCUAUACAGCGCGCCGCAACUUUUUCGUCUUAUGCCGUGUCCUAGGCACAGAUUACCAAAAUAUAACAGAGAAACAGAUUUAUUGGAACCUAGUGUAACUAUAUUCCAUAAAUCAGAACUUAACGUGAUUGGAAGGCUAUUAAUAUGGAUACUGAAAACACUCAAAUUGAUAAAGUGGCAAGAAGAUAGAAAAGGCAUUGUAAUUUGCAAUAAUUUAACUUUGAUUAAUUUUGUACUCAUCAAUAUUGGUCCACUAAGAGAGCCAGUGCUCACAUCAAUUCUACUAAUAAUUCAGGUUGCUAGCAGUGCAAUAGCAUUUAUCAUUAGGUAUCCUUUUGCUUCCAUAUUUUAUGAUGUUUGAAUAAACGCAAGAAUGUUUUUUUAUAAAAUGUGAUGUAUAUAAUGCUUGAAACAUAGACAUAAAAAUUAUAUAAAUGAGA
This is a messenger RNA of Odontomachus brunneus, 1327 nucleotides long. RefSeq names its product UDP-N-acetylglucosamine--dolichyl-phosphate N-acetylglucosaminephosphotransferase (gene Alg7). Gene Ontology annotation, cellular component: membrane. NCBI's taxonomy places the organism in Eukaryota, Metazoa, Arthropoda, Insecta, Hymenoptera, Formicidae. The record is from RefSeq and is a predicted model, not a curated record. Bases 28 to 1248 code for a protein of 406 amino acids. The transcript is spliced from 7 exons. Gene Ontology annotation, biological process: protein N-linked glycosylation; dolichol-linked oligosaccharide biosynthetic process. Gene Ontology annotation, molecular function: UDP-N-acetylglucosamine-dolichyl-phosphate N-acetylglucosaminephosphotransferase activity.